Molecule: messenger RNA, 1856 nt
Organism: Gossypium arboreum
Lineage: Eukaryota; Viridiplantae; Streptophyta; Magnoliopsida; Malvales; Malvaceae
Product: ammonium transporter 1 member 1-like
Exons: 1
Coding region: 251-1708 (485 amino acids)
Biological process (GO): ammonium homeostasis; ammonium transmembrane transport
Cellular component (GO): membrane
Molecular function (GO): ammonium channel activity
Source: RefSeq, a predicted model, not a curated record
AAAAAUGAAAAUGACAAAGUUCUUACAAGAGUGAAUUUAUACCCAUGCCGAUGUGCAAGUGCUUGAAAGUUGAGACUGAUAAAUGCAAAGAUCCAACCCAGUCAAUUGGGAUAAUAUAUUAUAAUGAUAAUGGAUACCCUACUAACAUCCAUUGUGCUUAAUUGUUCCUCAAGUUCAUGAUUGAGUAGUUGAGUGGAUAUUGCUGCCCAUAUUAACCAUAAACAUGAAUUUCUCUAUACCAUUUUAGGCGAUGGGAACUUGUUCAGCGGACCUAGCUGCGCUCCUCUGCCCCAACGCCACCGCCAUUGCGGCAGCUGACUACAUAUGCAACAAGUUCAGUGACGCUUCCUUUGCCGUUGACAACACUUACCUUCUCUUCUCAGCUUACCUUAACUUCUUCAUGCAACUUGGCUUCGCCAUGCUUUGCGCUGGCUCAGUCCGUGCCAAAAACGCCAUCAGCGUCAUGCUCACUAACGUCCUCGACGCCGCCAUCGCUGGCCUCUUCUAUUACCUUUUCGGGUUUGCUUUUGCCUUUGGUUCCCCUUCCAAUGGCGGUUUCAUUGGUCGCCACAAUUUUGGCUUAGAAUCCAUUCCUUCAUCUUCCUUUGAUUAUAGCAAUUUCCUUUAUCAUUGGGCUUUUGCUGUUUCAGCUGCCGGGAUUGCUAGUGGCUCCAUGGCUGAAAGAACCCAAUUCGUUGCUUAUCUUAUCUAUUCAUCUUUUUUAACCGGUUUUGUUUACCCUGUUGUUUCUCAUUGGUUUUGGGCGACUGAUGGUUGGGCCACUGCUUUUCGAGUAGAUAAUGGCUUCCUCUUUGGUAGUGGGGUUAUUGACUUUGCCGGUUCAGGGGUUGUUCAUAUGGUUGGUGGUGUAGCCGGUUUAUGGGGUGCACUUAUUGAAGGACCAAGGAUAGGCCGCUUCGACUCUUGGGGCAGGUCAGUUGCCUUGCGUGAUCAUAAUGCAACCCUUGUUGUUCUUGGAACUUUCAUACUUUGGUUCGGUUGGUAUGGGUUCAACCCCGGUUCAUUUAACAAAAUCUCCGGUUUGUACACCUCUGGAAACCAUUAUGGGCAGUGGAGUGCGGUGGGGAGAACAGCGGUGACCACCACUCUAGCCGGAUGCACGUCGGCGUUGACUACCCUUUUUGGGAAAUGGAUUUUGACAAGUCAUUGGGAUGUGACCGAUGUUUGCAGUGGUUUACUUGGUGGUUUUGCUGCUAUCACAGCAGGCUGCUCUGUUGUUGAACCCUGGGCUGCCAUUAUCUGUGGCUUUGUGGCUGCAUGGGUGUUGACCAGUUGCAACAAUUUGGCCGAGAAAGUGAGGUACGAUGAUCCAUUAGGAGCGGCUCAAUUGCAUGGUGGAUGUGGGGCUUGGGGGGUAAUUUUUACAGCUUUGUUUGCUUCGGAAAAGUAUGUGAGGGAAGUCUACCCCAGCAGGCCGGUUCGAUAUGGUUUGUUUAUGGGAGGUGGAGGGAGGCUGUUGGCUGCUCAUAUUAUCCAGAUUUUAGUCAUUGUUGGGUGGGUGAGUGCUACAAUGGGGACCCUGUUUUAUUUCCUUCAUAAAUUUGGGCUUCUGAGGGUUUCAGCUGAUGAUGAAAUGGCCGACAUGGAGUUGACAAGGCAGGUGGGGCUCGCUUAUGUUGACCAUGAUGAAGAUGAAUCACAAAAACAGGGGAUUCAAAUGAAGAAAAUUGUUGGAACAAAAAUGUGAAGAAAAUUGAAAGCCUACAGUAUAUAAUAUAUUCAAUAAAAAUAUGAACAUAUAUAUUGGAAAAAAUAAAUCGAACUAAAAAAACAUUAGGGUGCAGUGUGCAGCAGCACUUCAUUCUUAAAUAAAAUACAAAUUAUAUUUCUCUUGA